AUGGCGAUCAAGAUCAAGACGCCCAAACUCGAGGGUCGCCCACUCACAUGGCUCCUCCUCUUCACAGCAGGCAUGGCGUUCCUGCUCUUCGGCUACGACAUGGGUGUUUGUGGCGGCGUCACCGAGCUCCACGCGUUCCGCGCGACCUUUGGCUAUCCCGACGCGACCAUAUUGGGUCUUAUGGUUGCCAGCUACAACAUAGGGUGUCUGGCUGGCGCGGCGCUAGCCUUCUGUCUGGGCGACUGGCUGGGCCGCAAGCGGUCGAUCAUUUUUGGGUGUGUAGUUGUCUCCAUUGGCGCCGUUUUGCAAUGCUCCGCGUUCUCCCAGGCGCAGUGGAUCGUUGGGCGCAUUAUUGCUGGUAUUGGAACCGGAUCUAUCUCUUCAACUGUCCCCGUCUGGGUCUCCGAGUGCAGCAAGCCCCAUCGUCGCGGCGUGCUUGUUAUCCUGGAAGUUACCAUCGUCAUCGGGGGCAUUGCCCUUUCAAACUGGUCCAACUACGGCUUCAUCUACCGCUCCCCAUGGCUCAAUGGUACAGACACGCAGUGGCGGGUUCCCAUCGCCGGCCAGCUCGUCUUCCCGCUUUUCGUCUUCGCGACCAUUGGCAUGUGCCCCGAGUCGCCACGCUGGCUGGCUCAGGUCGGGCGGUACGACGAGGUGGCACCUUUACUUGCGCGCCUGCAUGGCAAGAACAUCUCUGUUGAUGAGCCAGAGGUCCAAGCCCUCACCGACAGUAUCAUUCAGACCGCCAAGCACGAGGCAGCGAUCGGCGACACCAAUUGGCGUGAAUGCUUCGAGAUGGGAGAGCUCCAGAACUUUAGACGCCUUGUGCUCUGUGGUCUCGCCGGCUUCUUCCAACAAGCGACUGGUAUCCAGGUCGUCGUCUACUACGCUCCGGCCGUCUUCGCGAACGUUGGCAUGGACCCUGAAAUGUCCUUCAUCAUGGCAGGUGGCGCCCAGCUUGCAUUCCUCGUUGGCUCAGCUCUGCCGACAUUGUACAUUGAGCGCCUUGGGCGCCGCCGCGCGAUGAUGAUGUGCUCGGCCAUGACAGGCACCUGUAUGCUAGCUGUUGCUGUGUGCGUCGCUCUUGGCGGCAAGCACCCUGAGUGGAAGGUGUCCACAGGCUGGGCGGCCACUGUCUUCAUCUUCAUCUACGAGUUCACAUUCGGCAUGGGCUGGAACUCUAUGAGCUGGCUCUACGGUUCCGAGGUCGCUUCGUUCCGUCUGCGCAACAAGGGGUCGGCCACACAGAAUCUUUGCAACUGGGCGACGGCCAUUAUUGCAGUCAUGACGACGCCGAUAGGCCUUCAGAAUAUCGGGUGGUGUUUCUACCUCGUCUGGGCCACUGUCACGUUGGCAGGCAUCCCUAUCGUCUAUUGCUGCUUCCCAGAAACUUCUGGUCGCUCCUUGGAACAGAUGGACCUAUUCUUUGCCAAGUACCGUCAUUGGCGCAUCAACAAGGUGGCCCACGAGUGGAUCGAACUUCCAUCGGAUGAUAUUGCAGCGUCGCCCAUGCCCGACUCUAAGAAUUCAUUUUCGCACGUCGAGGAAAAGAUUGUCGGUGUGUAA
Messenger RNA from Apiotrichum porosum, 1566 nucleotides. RefSeq lists its product as uncharacterized. The coding region runs from base 1 to 1566 and encodes 521 amino acids. The transcript has 8 exons. The record is from RefSeq and is a predicted model, not a curated record. Gene Ontology annotation, cellular component: membrane. NCBI's taxonomy places the organism in Eukaryota, Fungi, Basidiomycota, Tremellomycetes, Trichosporonales, Trichosporonaceae. Gene Ontology annotation, molecular function: carbohydrate:proton symporter activity. Gene Ontology annotation, biological process: carbohydrate transport; transmembrane transport.